This is a messenger RNA of Nematostella vectensis (starlet sea anemone), 4874 nucleotides long. Its product is annotated as collagen alpha-1(I) chain. The record is from RefSeq and is a predicted model, not a curated record. The transcript is spliced from 77 exons. The coding region runs from base 295 to 4656 and encodes 1453 amino acids. Lineage: Eukaryota; Metazoa; Cnidaria; Anthozoa; Actiniaria; Edwardsiidae. Gene Ontology annotation, molecular function: extracellular matrix structural constituent.
UUUGUUGUCCUGAGCUGAAUGCGAUAUUUAAUCACUAUCAUUUGAUACCCUAAUAAUCUAUGCACAAAAAAAUGAAAGGCCCUGACUGGGACUGAAGGAGCCACGCGAUUAGUCCAAGGCAUACCAAGCCAGUCUUCGCCACAGCCUUUUCGCUUCGUUGGAGGCGAAGGGAUACCAGAAGUCAGGUCGAGCAGUGGUUAAUUCCAUGCUCUGAGCCUGUACACACUAUCUCGGAAUCUUCAACACACGCACAACUACUGAUUCCUCAGUUGGGAGCGUGUUCGUGGCUUCAAAAUGGCUGCAACUCGGCUGAUAAUUGACGUUCUGCUGGCUGUGGUGUGUGUCGCCGUGUUAGCUGUCUACGCCGCUCCAAGAUCAGAUGAUCUCGACAUAAUUAGAGGAAAAAUAGAGAGAAGUGUAGAAAGACAUUCACGUGGCAGGAGGCAAGCCCCUCGCUCGAACGUUUGCUAUUGUAGAGAUGACUGCAACUGUGACUGCCCUCCAGGAACGUAUUGUAACGCGACCCUACCCGGCCGAGGCAUCGCGGGACGUCCUGGGCUCAGAGGUAUUCCCGGUAUUGCUGGGCCACCUGGAACCCGAGGUACUGAUGGUGAGUCCGGUGGUGUCGGAUACCCGGGUAACCGUGGGCAGGACGGAGGCCCUGGUGUUGCAGGCCCACCUGGUAAAGAAGGCCCUGGAGGGAUUACACUUAUUGGUGCCCCACAAGGUACCGUUUUGACCCGCGAGGAACUUGACGCGAUAAUGCAGAUCUAUAACUCAAUGCAAAGACAACUAGCUGCAGGACUUCGGCACAUUGGACGACUAGGACCCCCUGGAAGACGAGGCCCCCCUGGGCAGAACGGCGCACCGGGUCUUGAUGGGGAGAACGGGGAACAGGGACAGAAGGGAAGCAGUGGAGACCCGGGCCCACCCGGCCCACCAGGUCCACAGGGAGAUCCUGGACGCAAUGGAAAAGACGGAAGUGAGGGACCGGUCGGGCCACCAGGGAAACCUGGAAUAGACGGAGCCAAGGGAGACCGUGGCGGACAAGGGCAAUUCGGCAUGCCUGGUAUCAAAGGACCAAGGGGGAUACCAGGGCAAGGUGGCCAGAAGGGGCAGCAAGGCAUCACGGGAGAAAAGGGGACCCGUGGAACCCAGGGCGUAGCCGGAGCAGCUGGGCAAAUCGGUCUCCCAGGACUGCGCGGCCCUCAAGGCCUGGCUGGACCCGAGGGUGCCAAGGGUGCUACCGGCAACACUGGAUUAAUGGGAGCUCCGGGCGCGAAGGGAAGCUCAGGAGUACCCGGCGCGCAAGGAAUGCCGGGACCUCGAGGCUCAACGGGUGAUGCGGGCGCAGAGGGACAACCAGGCCCAGCCGGACAACGGGGUGAGGCAGGAAGACAGGGGCCUCCAGGAGCAAACGGCGAUCGCGGACAACCGGGUGCACCAGGCGCCGAGGGGGCGAUGGGAGAGAAGGGUAAUCAGGGCAGUCGAGGGCCCACUGGACGAGUCGGACCUGACGGCAAAACUGGCCCCAAAGGGCAGAACGGCAUACCUGGACGCGACGGCCGCAAGGGAGAGCGUGGCCUUAACGGAGAGAACGGCCUUAAAGGUGUUACCGGACCUAAAGGCGAUAAGGCUCCCGACGGUGCUAACGGCCAGCGCGGGGUAACAGGCCCGAGUGGUUCCCCAGGACCUGGAGGUUUACAGGGAGCUGCUGGUAUGCCUGGACCUGCGGGGCCCAAGGGUGAUCGAGGAUCACCAGGUGUCUCUGGCGCGAGCGGUGCUAAGGGAGCGAAGGGCCAUGGAGGUGGACGUGGGAAGCGAGGCCAGAGGGGAGAGACCGGAGAACAGGGUCUUCCUGGUGCUCGUGGCAAACAAGGCGCCAACGGACCUAGGGGACCUCGUGGUAUAAAGGGUGCCUCUGGCCUUCAGGGUGGACCUGGCUUACAGGGUUACCCUGGAAAUCCAGGAACGCCUGGCAGUCAAGGACCUUCCGGCCCUGGAGGGUUCAAGGGACCAAUAGGAAUCACCGGACUACAAGGCGCAAGGGGAAUAACUGGCCCCCAGGGAGAGACCGGUUCAGAUGGCGCCCAAGGUGCCCCGGGAGAAGGUGGUUUACAAGGUCCUAUCGGACUUCAAGGUCAACGGGGACCCCCGGGACCAAAGGGAUCUCGUGGCAUCGCUGGCGAGGCCGGACCAGAUGGGCCAGCGGGCGCUCAAGGGAAAGCUGGAGCGAAAGGAACAACUGGUCCAAACGGGGAGAAGGGCCCUGCUGGUUUAGAUGGCAAGAACGGAAUCAACGGCGAGGAUGGUGCCCCUGGAUCUGAUGGAGCUCAAGGAAACCCAGGACCUCAGGGUCCUACUGGCACUCGUGGUAUUCCUGGCCCACAAGGCAAGAACGGAAAAAUGGGUCCUGCCGGACCACGUGGGCCAAGCGGAAAGAACGGAGAACCCGGACCCCAGGGACCAGAAGGUGAGGCAGGCGCGAAUGGGGUCAGCGGUCCCAAGGGCGAAAUGGGCCCCGAGGGCGAAGCAGGCCAGCCCGGACCACCAGGCCCCCCCGGACCUAACGGUGUCGAUGGAAACGCCGGCAGACAGGGAGAGCCUGGGCCCAAGGGCAACGCCGGCAUGCAAGGCGCCCAAGGGCCUGCUGGUCGUAACGGCGCCAGAGGCGGACGGGGCCCUGUGGGUCAGACCGGCCAACCCGGUACACCUGGUCCCGACGGCGCUGCUGGGGAACCGGGUGCCCGUGGACCCAGAGGCAAGCUUGGACCGGCCGGUGAGAGGGGUGAGAUGGGUCCUGAUGGUCCUGCUGGCCUUGCUGGCAGUCAAGGAGAACAGGGACCUCAAGGACCUGUCGGCAUGAAGGGAGACAACGGACCCCAGGGGGGAGCGGGAGCCCCUGGACCUAGCGGUGGCCGCGGCGCUAAUGGUCUCCCUGGCCCUCGAGGCUCUCGAGGAACUAAGGGCGAGGCUGGUCCACCUGGCCCAAAUGGUCCAAAGGGCAACGUUGGGCCUGCUGGGCAAGUGGGCAACAACGGACAAGACGGCACUCCUGGCAAAGAUGGCGUACCGGGCACCAAUGGCGGCAAAGGACAGCCUGGGCCUCAGGGUCCCAAUGGAGAGGCUGGACCACCCGGACCACCAGGCACCCGUGGAGAGGCGGGAUUACCCGGCCCUCGAGGUCACCCUGGCGGAGUUGGUAAAGUUGGUCUCAGGGGCGACAGAGGCAAGGAUGGACGUGACGGUGAACCUGGAGCCUUGGGCCCGCGAGGACCAACUGGUAACAAGGGAGAACUAGGCAGAGCCGGACGAACGGGAGAUCAGGGUGUGGCCGGACGUCGUGGGGUUACUGGACAACCUGGGCUCAAGGGAGAGAAGGGUGAGAGCGGCAAUAGAGGAGCCCCUGGAAACGUUGGAGCCACCGGUGCAAUGGGCGUGGCCGGUGCUCGUGGAGAAAAGGGAACAACUGGAAGAGGUGGAAUGAAGGGAGAGACUGGAGAUCAGGGAGCUACUGGAAUCACGGGAGAGGUUGGAAAGGAGGGAGAGCAAGGCGUCAAGGGUGCUCGUGGCGGCGGAGGUGUCAAGGGAGAAAAGGGAUAUCGUGGAGAACUCGGAAAAGUUGGACCAUCUGGGCCUCAAGGAAGGAAGGGUGAUCAAGGAGAGGAAGGUGGCCGUGGCAAAAGAGGUCUCAAAGGCCCUCGGGGUUUCAAGGGUGAACCGGGUCCCCCAGGUCUACCCGGCGAGCAAGGCCCCCAGGGAAAAUUUGGUGGCUUGGGUAUCAAGGGCAGCGUCGGAGAGUUUGGCCCAAAGGGCAGACGUGGACCGAUGGGAUUGCCUGGACCCCCUGGUCCUCCUGGCCCGGCAGCCGAUAGUCUAUUUAGUGGAGCAAGCUUGGGUGGCGCAAGCCAAAAUGGAGGCAGUAAUUUGGGAGAUGGAGGUUUUGGCGGUGCUAGUCAUGGAGGUGAAAUGGCAGGCAGUCUUGGCUCCGCUGGCUCCUCUGGCUCAUCUGGGUCAUCCACAAAAGGCAACGGAAGAAGAAAGAGGUCUAUUGAGAUGGAGGCCGUCCAAUCCGAAGAACAGUAUAAGGAAGCCAUCAUAGAAGCCAGCGUACUUUUCGACAAGAUUGUCCUUCCGGAAGGAAAAAAAGACAGUCCAGCCCGCACGUGUCGUGAGUUGAUGACGCUCCGAAAGCACCUGCCUGACGGAAAGUACUGGCUUGAUCCAAACCAAGGCGUCAUUGAAGACGCCUUCCCAGCAUUCUGCAACUUCACUGCUGGAGGGCAGACGUGCAUCUUCCCCGUCAAAAAAUCGGGUAAAUGGGCGAAGACGUCCAGUGGAAAAGAACUAUUCUCUGCCAUAGAAACUGGAUUCAAGUUUGUUUACGAAGCGAAUCCUGUCCAAUUGAAAUUCUUAAGAAUUCUCAGCCGAUCAGCUUCACAAAUCUUCACACAUGAUUGUCCACAAACCAAACCGUCUCUUCAUCUUUUUGGCACAAACUAUAAGGAGUUCCCUAGUGAUCACAAAGAGUGCCAGGUUGGAUACCGCAACACACACACAGCAGAUAAACUGGAGUUACUCCCAAUCAAAGACUUCUCAAUGUCCAAGACGCACAAAGAACUUCAGUUUGAUGUCGGACCUGUUUGCUUUUAUUAGAGAAGUAGCCCUGUUUACUAAAGCCGUAUAGAUAUUUUAAUCCUAGAUAUUAUGUACCAUAUUAAAAUGCCGACUAAAUUGAAUUCCGCUGUGUAGAGGGAGUUUCUCGUGACCAUGGAACAGUCUACACCUGCGAACAUUGCGGUGGUAGUUUGUCUUGUGAAUGUAAACUAUUCGUAUUAUAAUAAAGAGCCUGUCCGUAGCAUUUCAUUGCUUAA